AUGGAUCCCCAUUUGAUGGAGGCCGCUCGAGCAGGAAAUAUCAAUUACUUGUAUGCAAGAAUUCAGUCAAAACCGGACAUUUUGAACGGCAUGAACGAAGAACUUUUUGUGGAGACUCCUCUGCACGUAGCCGCAUCAGCUGGACAAAUCGAUUUCGCCUUAGAAAUCCUCAGAUUAAAGCCAUCAUUCGGCAAGAAGUUGAAUCCAGAAGGGCUAAGCCCCUUGCACUUGGCUUUGCAAAACAAGCAUUCUGAGACUGUGAGACGGCUCGUCAAGUUCGACAGUGAACUCAUCCGUGUCAAAGGAAGGGAGGGUCUCACUCCUCUGCACUUUGUAGCCCAAACAGACGAUUCGGACGAUCUUUUAUCUGAAUUUCUACAUCUUUGCUCAUCAUCUAUAAAUGAUGUGACAAUUCAUGAAGAGACUACGUUGCACAUGGCUGUGAAAAGCUCUAGUCUUAAAGCUGUUGAAGUCCUCUUGGGAUGGCUUCGAAAGACCUACAAAGGUGAGGUGCUGUGCUUGACAGACAAGGGAGGCAACACCGUGCUGCAUAUUGCGGUGUCCACUUCACAACCCAAGAUUGUGAAGUUAUUAGUGAAAGAAAUCUACCCGGACAAAAAUGCAAAGAAUUUGGAGUAG
Molecule: messenger RNA, 639 nt
Organism: Camellia sinensis
Lineage: Eukaryota; Viridiplantae; Streptophyta; Magnoliopsida; Ericales; Theaceae
Source: RefSeq, a predicted model, not a curated record